GCAUUCGCCGCCCGGUCCCCGUGGAGCACCUUACCGCGCUGCCUCCCCUCCUCUCUCCUCCCGCUCUCCAUUUAUUUCGGGUGGUUCCGGUUGAUCCAGGAUCUGGCUGGAGCUGGAGGGAUGCUGUGCCAAUAAACUGCCCGCCGCCCGCAGAGUGUAAAUAAUCGCAUUCGCAGGCUCUCGUCCGAUUGCAUCGCGCUGAUUUUCCUUUUCAAAUUUUUAAUUUCCGACUGUUUUAAUCUUCGUCAUUGCCACUUCUAACAUUUUAACCCAUACUUUCGCUUUGGAAAUUCAAGUGGAAAUUUUUUUGUGCUCGAGUCUCACGCUUUUAAGUUGAACAGCAAUGGCUCAUCUGAUUGGGAAGCCAGCUCCUAGUUUUACUACCACAGCCGUACUGCGACAAGAGUUUCACAAUGUCUCUUCAGAAGACACAAGGGGCAAAUUUCUUGUGCUCUUCUUCUAUCCGAUGGAUUUCACUCGAGUGUGUGCAUCAGAAAUAGCAGCUCUUUCAGAACAGAUUGCAGAAUUUGAGCAAAGGAGUUGCAAAGUUCUAGCUAUAUCGUGUGACAGCCAUUUUACACACUUAGCUUGGAUUAAAAAAUUACUUGACGAGAAAGAUUUAGUUGAUGUUAACAUUCCACUCUUGGCAGACAAAAAUGGUAAAAUUGCCAGAGAUUAUGGAAUUUAUAAUGAUGAGCAAGGAGUCUCGUCGAGAGCUUUCUUUUUGAUCGACAAAAUGCAGGUUGUACGUGAUAUGUCUAUUAAUGAUCGUCCUGUUGCCCGGUCUGUAGAAGAGCUGCUUAGACUCAUAGACAUUCUAGGAUCAGAGGACAAAAAUGAUGAAACUGAAUCAGAAAAGAGAGGAUUGAAGCGCCCUUUGGUAAGUGAAGAUGAAAGUGGAGCCCCAGUCAAGGCAAGUAAGACAUCUGACGAAGCAACUAUUUCCUGAAACUUUUAUAAUUUAUUUCAAUGCUGCAACAUUGUUUCAAUCCCUGUGAGCAUAACAUUUACUUAAUACCGUUGUAACUGGAGGCAAUAAAACUAAUCAUAUAUAUCUUUA
Frankliniella occidentalis (western flower thrips) is the source of this 1060-nucleotide messenger RNA. RefSeq names its product peroxiredoxin-2-like. Gene Ontology annotation, molecular function: thioredoxin peroxidase activity. Lineage: Eukaryota; Metazoa; Arthropoda; Insecta; Thysanoptera; Thripidae. Gene Ontology annotation, biological process: response to oxidative stress; cellular response to stress; hydrogen peroxide catabolic process. The record is from RefSeq and is a predicted model, not a curated record. Gene Ontology annotation, cellular component: cytosol. The transcript is spliced from 5 exons. The coding region runs from base 344 to 949 and encodes 201 amino acids.